AUGAAUGCAUUCGCUUUCACGGACGAUGAUUCCAUUUUCCAGGGGCACAGAAAAUACCACGUGAUAUUCUUGGGUCUCGUGAUGACCACAGUAGCUGAUCCCCAGCGUCAGCGACCAGCAUCGAACCCACGUCCGACUACCUCUAAACGUCCCACUGAGGCAAUCAGUCAACAAUCAGCAUCAACGGUGUCAACAUCUCAAAAAAUGAGCAGCAGUGUCAGUAAUUCUGCAAGCACCAAGCCGCAGACUGCAACUGCACCCCCGUCUUCAUCUCAAACAAUGUCCAUGGCAGUUUCAGCCAGGGUCCCUUCCCAAGAACAAGGGGACGUGAAAAAGAUGGACGCACUCAAGACGACUAUGACAACUAUGUCAGGGUCAACUUUGUCCAAGAGAACCACUGGUGUGAGUGAGGAGGACAGUUUGGAUGACAGCAGCAGUGAUGAAGACGACUCACGCAGCUCUAAUAAAUAUGGCACUACUGAUUUCCAGCCGACGGAAAAUAAAAAUGUUCCUGCAGUGAACAACAACAAAUGGAGUGACAGAACCGCUUACACCAGACUCAUCAACAUGACCAGAGUCGAUCAUAUUGAAGCCGAAUGCCAAGAUGAUUUCAUGAAGAUAUUCAUCCGGUUCAACGGGACUUUCGAUGGCUUGAUUUACUCUUCCGGAUACAGUUACGACCCCGACUGCAUCUACAUAAACGGAAGCGGAAAGAGUGACUACGAGUUCUUCAUCCAGCUCAACAGAUGCGGAACAUUGGGCGGCAACAACCACGACACAGUGGAUAAAAGCAGAAAUCAGCCUUCAAAAAGCUUCAUGUGGAACACAGUGACAAUUCAAUACAACAUGAUGAUCGAGGAAGAGUGGGAUGAGCAUUUCAAAGUCACCUGCGAAUACGGCUACGAUUUCUGGAAAACCGUCACUUUCCCGAUGCUCGACGUUCAGGUUGCCACCGGAAACCCAGUCGUCUUCACCCUGACGCCUCCCGAGUGCCACAUGGAAAUUCGCUACGGAUACGGAAUCACAGGCAACAGAAUCACUGGACCAGUUCGAGUUGGAGACCCCCUCACUCUCGUAAUCUACAUGAGAAGUCAAUACGAGGGAUUUGAUAUGGUGGUGAACAACUGCUUUGCACACAACGGUGCCCAGAAGAAAAUCCCGCUGAUCGACAGAUUCGGGUGUCCUGUGGAUGAGAAGCUAAUUAGUAGUUUCCAAGGAACUUGGACGAAUGAUGGAGUUUAUGAAACCCAGGUGUACGCGUACAUGAAGGCCUUCAGGUUCACCGGCAGUCCUGCUUUGUACUUGGAAUGCGAAGUUCGAAUGUGUCAUGGAUACUGUCCAUCCCAGCCUUGCCAUUGGAGGUCAGCCGGAAGACGGAAGCGUGAUUUGCCCGCCUUGGGCCACAGCAGCGGCAGUCACCACGUGGCCGGGGUUCCGAGCCUGAAAUCCGGGCCCUAUGUGCCGUACCCGGGCUUCCCGAGACAAGCCCGACUGACUCGCGGCGACGACAUCGAGUUCACCGACGAGGAGGAAGACGGGUUCAGCCAAAGCGGAAGUGCGUCGAAUGUUACCACCAUCAGCCUGUUCCAGGCCCUGCAAGUCCUCAAGGACGCCCUGCAAGUCCUCAAGGACGUGCCGGAAGACGAGCUGCCAGCCGACACCGACGACGAGGCUAACAGGAACAGUGCUUCCGGGACCAGGUCCCAAUCGGAUGUGCAAAAGGGUGGUUUUUCUCCUGACUCGGAGAAUUUUUGCAUCAAGACCGGCGUGUUCACUGCGCUUCUGGGAGUUUGCAGUUUGAUGAUUCUCUUGAUGGCAACAGCUUGUUGCUUCCUGUUCAUGAGAAUGAGAAAAUCCUCGUCGACCCAGGAGAAAAUCGAGCCCCAACACGACUUCGUUGCUCCUCGUCGUCGAUUGCGUUGAAAAUACAACAACAACAAAGAAAUCCUUGGCAUCGACAAGAAAUUUUAAUUUGAAACUUUGCUCCCUCGAAAGUACGCCUUUCGUCUGAUGCCGAUGCUUGUUUAAAUCCUGUUUCUUAUCACACUACGAUUUGUGGAAUUUCAUACUGUAAAUCAGCGAGUUCGGAAAGGAAAGAAAAUUUCGUGAAGCCAUAUGCGAAAUAUAUUUCUGGAAAUGUUAAGAGACAAAAAGUGGGGAAAAAUGGACUGAUUGACAGGAAAUGAAAUUGCUGGGAGUGAGGGAAGCUUGAAGAGGCAUUUUGUGAUUCGAGGUGGAGCAG
Molecule: messenger RNA, 2242 nt
Organism: Notodromas monacha
Lineage: Eukaryota; Metazoa; Arthropoda; Ostracoda; Podocopida; Cyprididae
Source: the annotation of a GenBank genome assembly